AGUUGCUUAAAUAAUGGCAGAAGUGGCAGAAUUUGCAGACUAAAAGAUACCUUUCUACUCACAUGGCCACAUUCUUAAAGUAUCAAGACUUUGGCUUUAAAUAUUGAACAUUGAACAGGAGAUGCCAUAACUUGGUAUGCUGAGGGUAACUUGAAUGAGUUCAAGUUACAAGGGGACAAACUCCAUCUGAGUUGAUAGUAGAGACAGAGGCUCAAACAAGAACAACAACAUUUGCCCCAGUAGUGGAAAAAACCCUGUGGACAUGGAAGUCAAUGGGUCUAUAACAUCAGUUAUUAGGGGAGGAGAGAGAAGAAGGGUUCCAUCAAGAAGCAGGUCCUUGAGAAAAGAAAAUGCAGGAAGGAGUGAGGGAAUUGAGACAGGAAGCAGAAACCACCCAGUCUAACCUCAUCAGAGCUUUGAGACACGUGGAAAGAUUACAGCCACCAGGGCAUGGAGGGUCAGGAACUGCCUUAUGUGCUAAUUGACUCUAUAGGAGAGAGGUAUGGAGUAUAUGUGGACCAUCUUGGAUUUCUGAAAAAACGUUUUCAUCUCAUCACCAUGAAAGAAUAUCUUGAAAACAAGACAUUUCUCAGCAAAAAGAUCAGAGCUAUCUAUAUGUGGUACCACAGACCAGCUAUUAAUGAAGAGCUGCUCCAGAGCUUGCCUAACUUGAAGGUAGUUGCAAGUUCUGGAGUGGGAAUAGAUCACUUGGACCUGAAACUCAUCUCCAGCUAUGGUGUGAAGGUGUCCAAUACUCCAUUUGCUGUUUCCACUGACACUGCAGACAUGGGGAUGGCUUUGUUGCUGGCAUCUGCCAGGAGACUUGUGGAAGGCCAUGAGAUGGCAGUCUCCCCUGACACGGAGUAUUUCCCUGCUGACUGGCUGGGGGUUGAGGUUUCUGGAGCAACCCUGGGGAUCCUGGGAAUGGGCACCAUUGGCUACAAAGUGGCUGAAAGAGCCAAAGCCUUUGAAAUGAAGAUUUUGUACCACAACAGAAAUCAGAGAAAAAAGGAAGAAGAAAGUGCUGUUGGAGCUGUUUACUGUAAGAAGAUAGAUGAUUUGCUCCAGCAGUCAGAUUUUGUGUUGCUGGCUGUGACCCUAACUCCACAGACACACAAACUGAUUGGGAAGAGGGAGCUGGAGCUGAUGAAACCCACUGCCACUCUUAUUAAUAUCAGCAGAGGUCUGGUGGUGGAUCAGGAUGCUUUGGUGGAAGCCCUUCAAAACAAAGUUAUUAAGGCAGCUGCUCUGGAUGUGACAUAUCCUGAACCUUUGCCAAGGGAUCACCCCUUGUUAAAGCUGAAGAAUGUUAUAAUAACGCCUCACGUUGGAAGUGCCACCAAGAAGACACGCUGGGUUAUGAUGGAAGAAAUGGCAGAAAGCAUUGAGGCGGGCCUGGCGGGUCUUCCUGUCCCUCGAGAGGUGCUGCCCUAAGCAGCUGGCAUUUAGGACUAAUGCCGUCAGUGCAGAAACACUAAUUUGAUCGCUUUUGGUGUAAUUAUCCCACAGUGUUACGCAGAUAAAAGAUAUAAAGCACUUGUUUAAUUUAUUUAAAUGCCCACCAGCGGUUCUGUGUGGAAAACUUCAGUGUUUU
This is a messenger RNA of Ficedula albicollis (Collared flycatcher), 1594 nucleotides long. RefSeq names its product probable 2-ketogluconate reductase. Gene Ontology annotation, cellular component: cytosol. Bases 451 to 1434 code for a protein of 327 amino acids. The transcript has 6 exons. Gene Ontology annotation, molecular function: NAD binding; glyoxylate reductase (NADPH) activity; hydroxypyruvate reductase [NAD(P)H] activity. The record is from RefSeq and is a predicted model, not a curated record. Lineage: Eukaryota; Metazoa; Chordata; Aves; Passeriformes; Muscicapidae.